This is a messenger RNA of Exophiala xenobiotica, 1196 nucleotides long. RefSeq lists its product as uncharacterized. The transcript is spliced from 2 exons. Bases 9 to 797 code for a protein of 262 amino acids. The record is from RefSeq and is a predicted model, not a curated record. Gene Ontology annotation, molecular function: copper ion transmembrane transporter activity. NCBI's taxonomy places the organism in Eukaryota, Fungi, Ascomycota, Eurotiomycetes, Chaetothyriales, Herpotrichiellaceae. Gene Ontology annotation, cellular component: plasma membrane. Gene Ontology annotation, biological process: copper ion transmembrane transport; intracellular copper ion homeostasis.
GAUCAUGCAUGCCCUCUGCCACACUGCUGGAUCAUGCAUUCACACCCUACACGUUCUUUUCUGUAACAUGCUCAGGUCUCAUUUUCUCGACUGUCAUCAUCUUACAACUUGCUCGAGGUCUCGAGGUCUUGAGUAACCAAGUCAACAUAUACCCAAAGUCUGGACGCUCGCGACGCACUCACUCUCGUGUCGAAAUCUUUAUACUCAGUACGGAGUACAACACAAAACAACGCACUAUGUCACAUUCAAUGUCCGACAUGGCCUCGGACUCGAUGUCCUCGAUGUCCAUGACGAUGAUGUUCACCAACAGCCACACCACACCCCUCUAUGCCAAUUCAUGGACGCCCUCAUCAGAAGGAGGCUAUGCCGGCACAUGCAUCUUCCUUGUUCUUCUCGCCAUGAUGCUACGACUCCUCUUUGCAGCAAAGGCAAUCUGUGAGCAGAGGUGGUUGAUGAAUGCGCAGAAACGCCGCUAUGUCUUGGUUCGAGGUCGGACGACAGAGGCAGGCAGAAUCGAUCAGGAUCCCGAUGCGAAGACGGGUUCUCUUGUCACUGCAAAUGGUGUCGAGGAGAAUGUCAAGGUUGUACAAGCAAAGGCCGGAGCAGUGGUACCUUUUCGGCUCUCUGUCGACGUGCCUCGUGCUUGUCUUACCACAGUUAUUGCUGGGGUAUCCUACUUGCUAAUGUUAGCGGUCAUGACGAUGAACGUGGGCUACUUUCUGUCCGUGCUGGCAGGAGUCUUUGUUGGCGAGUUGAUGGUCGGCAGAUAUGCGCAGAUCGACGAACAUUUGCAUUGAGCGACUUCUUUGAUACCGGACACUGCUGAGCUGAGCUGAGCUGUGUUCCCAUGUUGCAACGUCUAGCGAGUUACGAGUAAGAGCAUCCCAUGAACAUGGGAUGCGGCAGGAUUUUCAUUUUUGAACUUCUAGAAAACGUACGACAUACUACGGUCUCAGCGGUAAUGAAACUCGCUUAACCGGGGUGCAAAACAGCUGCCGCUUGAAUCGUCGAAGGAGCAGUUGGCAUGGCAUUGAACAGGAGCCCUCCUGCCACACAAAUUGUCCUCGCUGCUGUUUGUCGUCGAAUGGCACCCUAGAGCCCAAAUUACACGAUUUACCCAUGAGACCAUAGUAUACUGUAGUAUCUACACGUUGCGUGUGAUCCUGCCUCCCCGCCUGUUCGUACCUAGGUAGGUU